AACCCCAAAGUUCAUAUUUCAUAUAUAAAAUUGCAUCUUCUUAACAUUCCUUUCUUAAUUUAAUCUCUCUGCUUUUUAGUUCUUGUUCAUCUUUUGGAUUCUUUCUCAUAUUUAAAUUACAAAUUGGGUUUUUGUUCGCAUCUAUUGAUUGUGGCUGCUCCAGCAUUCUUUUGCCUUUCUAAAGGCCACAAUCUCAAGUGAUUGUUUUGUUCUAUUCUGUUCCUGUUGCUUCUUUGAGGCUGUUUCUCUGCUUUCUUGUUAGUUUCAGUGCUGAUUUUGGGGAUUUCAACAAUUUCUUGUCCUGUUUGUUUUCAUGGGGUUUUAGACUUUGGAGUUCUAUUUCCUUUUUGGGUGUUUAAGAGAUGGAGAAAAAUUGAGGUUUGAGGGUUUUUUUGGGUAAUUAAUGGUGGGGUUUUGAGAUUGUUCCCAAUUGAAAGGGAGAUGACUUCUUUUAGUGGAUUGGGAAUUGGGUUGAGUUUAGUUUUUGGUUGUCUUCUGUUUGCUCUUGUUGCUGAGCUUUACUAUUUGCUUUGGUGGAAGAAAAGAAGCUUCAAUUCACAAGUUGAAGAUGAAUUCACCAAUUACGCUAAGGAGUUUUUUCAUCUCAUUUGUUGGAAUUGGAAAAGGGGAUCUUCUUCAUUACAACCCAACAAUUUUAGAGAAAAUCAAAGGAAUCUAGAAGUGAGAACUCAAGAAUCUGACAUUGAAAUUGGUUGUAGGAAGGAUUUGUUGUUGAAAUCAUCUGGAGGAGAAGAUGGAGUUGAGUUAGAAUUAAUGAGACUGCAUAAUCUUGCAGGUCCACCUAGGUUUCUUUUCACCAUUAAAGAAGAAACUAAAGAAGAUUUAGAGUCUGAAGAUAGAAGCAGAAAAGGAUCAAGAACAAGAAGUUUAAGUGAUCUUAUUUUGACUGUUGACACUCCUUUUCUUACUCCUUUGCCUUCUCCUCCAUUGAAGGCAACAUCUCCAUUAAAUCCCUUGAGUUCUUUCAAGCACCAUGGAUUCAAUAUAAACCCUCUCUUUGAAUCAUCAACAGAUUUGGAUUUGAACAGACUCUUAUCUUCACCUCCCCCAAAAUUUAGGUUCUUAAGAGAGGCAGAAGAGAAACUGUAUAGAAGAUUAAUGGAAGAAGCUCAAAAGAAGGCUUGUAAUAAUGGUGGGUCAGUUCAGAAUUAUGAAACAAAAGCCAUUUCAAAUCCCAAAGCAGCUGUUGAAGAAGAAGAAGAAGAUGGGUUUUGUUGUACAAAAGAGAGAGAGCCUGAAAAUCAUCAUGCUUCACAGUAUUCUUCAAGUUCUUCACAGGUUCUUCCUUUAGCUUCUCCUUUUUCAGAGCAUAUAUAGAUUUGAUAAUGUUUCAUUAGAUAGGUGUUUAUGAUUCAAUUGAUAUUUCUUCAGCUUUUGAGUUGAUUUGCAUUAUGUAUCAAAAUGCAAACAACUUUCUCACUUUGGAUUGAUUCAAUGAAUUAAUUAAAUUAACCUUUUUCAUUCCUUUUCUUUUGCCAUUCCAGUCAAAAUGUCUAGCAUUGCUGAAAUUUGGAAAUCUGACACUCUUUCAAUAGUGGACAAAAACCAAUUAUUACAUUGUCUUCAUUAACAACCAAUACAAUAUAUUCAUUUGCAGA
Benincasa hispida (wax gourd) is the source of this 1619-nucleotide messenger RNA. RefSeq lists its product as uncharacterized. NCBI's taxonomy places the organism in Eukaryota, Viridiplantae, Streptophyta, Magnoliopsida, Cucurbitales, Cucurbitaceae. The record is from RefSeq and is a predicted model, not a curated record.